This is a messenger RNA of Macroventuria anomochaeta, 1149 nucleotides long. RefSeq names its product S-adenosyl-L-methionine-dependent methyltransferase. The transcript has 9 exons. Gene Ontology annotation, molecular function: methyltransferase activity. NCBI's taxonomy places the organism in Eukaryota, Fungi, Ascomycota, Dothideomycetes, Pleosporales, Didymellaceae. The record is from RefSeq and is a predicted model, not a curated record. Bases 1 to 1149 code for a protein of 382 amino acids.
AUGGCUCCAAUGCAGCGACCGCGCCCGCUGUCGGCAACGACAGACCUCACAGACCUCACGGACCACACCGAUCGAACCAGCCAGGCUAUCGAAGUCGAUCCAGACAGCCGCUCCCUCAGUUCCGCCGAUUUCGAGGCGGAAACACAAAGCCUGACGCCGUCAGUACGAGACGUCUUGCACGAAUAUGGGAGGACAUACCAGAAGUGGAAGGUUGGAGCGUACCCGUUUCCAAAUGAUGAUCUCGAAAAUGAGCGCUUGAAGUUGCAGCAUAUCAUUAUCAGAGCACUUUUCAAUGGCCGCAACUGGUUUGCUCCAAUCAAUCGCCUGCCACAAAGACGCCCCAGAAGAUUACUGGAUAUUGGCUGUGGGACUGGGCAUUGGUGCCACGAAAUGGCUAAAGAGUUCCCUCGAACUCGAGUUGAAGGCAUUGAUCUAACACCUACAAAGGGUCUCGCUAGGUCACCUGACAAUUGUCAUUUAAUGAUCGACGACAUCAGGCACAAGAUGUGGUGGGGGCUCGCCAACGGAUACACUUACGACUACAUUCACACUCGCAUGUCGCUAGGCAUUUUCCACGACUUCCGGGAGAUAAUCCAGAAGGGCUUCAACAAUCUCGAACCCGGAGGUUGGAUGGAAUCGCAAGAACUCGACAGCAAGGUCUACUGCGACGACGGCACCAUGCCGGAAAAUUGGCCACUCUUGGAAUGGUCCAAAGACCAGGACGAUGCCGCCACCAAUCACUUGGAAACGCCGCUUCGCAUCGCCAACAAACUCAAGAGGUGGUAUGAGCAGGCUGGCUUUGUCGAAGUCAAGGAAGAAGUCUUCCAUAUACCGAUCAAUGAAUGGGCGAAGGAGGAUCGAUUGAAGAUGUUUGGGAAGUUCAUGGCUCAGAACAUGCAGGCAGGCCUAUACGGAUGGUCAGUCAACUACUUUAACCGAGCUUGGGGAUGGACAGAAUCCGAAAUCCGUGUCAAACUAGCACGCGUACAUAACUCAUUGUUUGACAAAACAGUACAUGCGUACUACAAGGUUUACGUUGUUUACGGAAGGAAGCCUCGUAUCGGAGAAGCGCCGUCGCAGGUACCGAAGCCAGACCACUGGCCGACCGAACACACUAGCCGCAACGACGACGCAGAUAACGCAUGUUAA